This is a messenger RNA of Cantharellus anzutake, 955 nucleotides long. RefSeq names its product Glyoxalase/Bleomycin resistance protein/Dihydroxybiphenyl dioxygenase. The coding region runs from base 69 to 548 and encodes 159 amino acids. The transcript is spliced from 7 exons. The record is from RefSeq and is a predicted model, not a curated record. Gene Ontology annotation, molecular function: lactoylglutathione lyase activity; metal ion binding. Lineage: Eukaryota; Fungi; Basidiomycota; Agaricomycetes; Cantharellales; Hydnaceae.
AUGACAUCAUUACUUAACGAUUUUUUGCGCACAUCAGCACCUGCAUCCAACGUUUCUUGCACUUGAAGAUGCCCCGUCCCGAAGGAACACAGAAUUUCAAGUUUAAUCACACUAUGCUUCGUGUUAAGGACCCCAAGGCAUCCAUUCAGUUCUACACCGAGGUCCUCGGAAUGGAAUUUCUAGCUAAGCACGAUGGUGGAGAUUUCACGCUCUACUUCUUGGCGUUCGAUGACGGGAAGGGCCUUACUGAGGAGGAAAAGGCACAGGGACGCUUUGCUAGGGAAGGUGUUCUUGAACUGACACACAACCACGGCACUGAGUCCGAUCCUGACUUCAAAGGCUACGCAUCAGGGAAUACGGAGCCAGGGCGUGGUUUCGGCCAUAUUGCUAUCAGUGUCGAUGACAUAGCCGCCGCUUGCGAUCGAUUCGAAAAGUCUGGAGUGCAGUUCAAAAAGCGGUUGACUGAUGGGAAAAUGAAGAAUAUUGCAUUCAUUUUAGAUCCUGAUGGAUAUUGGAUCGAGGUUGUUCCGGGCGAUCUUCGACUCUAGGAGCUGCGAUGUAACGAGUUUUCAUUGUAACAAGCUGUCAAUCAAUCCAAUUAUCGCUAUGUAAACCCUCUUGCCCGCCGGGGCCGAGAGUGUACUGAACAUGGCGAACCUUUUUUCCGGGAGACCUCCCAGUAAUUACCCGCACCAUCCUGUUCAGUAUGCCAUAUCGCACUCCCAGAGGGUUGGAUUUGAAUGCUAUUACGACCCCGCUAUACAGACAUCCGGGUUCGGCUAGCGUUUCGUUGAGCGCGCGGACACCUGCAAGAGAAAAAAAUCUGGUAUUUGGAUAGUAUCACUGAGUAGAGCUCGUAAGUUUAAUUAUUGCAAAGAUAAGUCAGCGAACCCGUAGCCGUCCAAGCCAACUCUACUGCGCCGAAUAUCUCAGCAUCGCCUUGCUGACAGAAGGU